Molecule: messenger RNA, 3678 nt
Organism: Lipotes vexillifer (Yangtze River dolphin)
Lineage: Eukaryota; Metazoa; Chordata; Mammalia; Artiodactyla; Lipotidae
Gene: NHSL2
Product: NHS like 2
Exons: 8
Coding region: 1-3678 (1225 amino acids)
Biological process (GO): cell differentiation
Source: RefSeq, a predicted model, not a curated record
AUGCCGUUCUACAGGCGCACAGUGGUACCCCAGCGCCUGUGUCCGCGCAACCCACCGCAGCCGCUGACCGAGCUCCGCGACGUGAGCCACCUGGCCGCGCUCAGCCUGCUCCGGCAGCUCGCCGACCUCUGCGGCCACUCGCUGGCUCUGCUCGAGGACCUCGAGGGGCACCUGCUGGCCCUGGGGCGCCGUACCGACAGCCUGUUCCGCCGCACCGUACACCUCCGCCGCCGCCUUCCCUGCCGCCUGCUCGGCCCGGAGGACGACGAGGAAGAGCUAGCUGCAGCUAACUCGGGUCGGGAAAAUGCGACAGCGACUGCCCACUCGAGGUCGUCAUGGCGACAGCCAGUGAACGUGUUCCUCUCCUCGGGCAGGCCCCCGAGUGUAGAGGAGCUGCUUCGCGAGGCGCAGCUCAAUCUCCAGAGCCUGUUGCAAGAAGAAUAUGAGGAACAGUACUCGGAGGCCAGACUUCUGGGGCAGACCUUCCGCUCUGCUGAUGAGGCCCCUGAGCCCACUCCCAGCCCAAGGCCCCAGUCUGCCAGGCGUCUGGAGUUUGUACUGAUGCCCACAAAAUGGCAGCUGAGCGAGGAUGAGACUACCAUGCAGGGUGUGAGGGCCCCUGAGGCCUCCCUGAGCCUGCCUACCACAGCCGACAAGCAAGCUGCCUGGAAUAGUCCCUUCCCUCUGCCCAUCCUAGAGGAGAAGCGAUGGCUUCAGCCUUGUCCCACGCACUCUGACAUCGUGCCCAUCAAUGUCUCCGGGCAGCAGUUUGAUAAACAUGCAAGUUUGCGACACUCGUUGUUUAACACAGAGACAGCCGUGAACCCCAAGUCCACCCUGAGGCGGAGGCGGACCAUUAUUGGAUUCUCUAACUAUUCCCAGCGAGACCAAGGUCACAGCAACAGCCCCACAGGCAGUGUGGCCCGCUCUACCACCUCAGACAUCAAGCCCAGCCAUUCAGUUCCAGGAGGUGUUCAUGGAAGAGUUGCCAUCAGUCAGAAAGCUCAGUUACCAAAUCUCACCUCGCCAGUAUUGAGAAAUCCUUCUAGUGAUCCGGAAGAACCUCUCCAGGCACGUGGUGGCACAAAAGUCCCUGGCAUGGAGAGCAUGGGGAUGGUGUACAGCGUCCCCAGUUCUUGCAAUGGACCAACAGAAUCAACGUUCUCCCCUUCCUGGAAGGGAGAUGCUUUUACCUAUGUGACUCCAAGUGCCACUGCUCAGAGCAGUCAAGACAAUGAAAAUGGAAAAAGUCCUUCCUCUGGGAAUUCUUGGAUCUCUCUGCACACAUUGCCACCUCUGGUUCCUAAGGAGGCUGCUACCUUCUUUGUCACUCGUGAUACCCCAGCAGGAUGCAGUGGGUCUGCUGGCUACUCUGAGCAUUCUACUCAACGAAGGCAUGUAUCAGAACGACCCUCCAAGAUUGCCCUCCUGACUGGUGAUACCUCAAGGCUGGAGACAGGCCCAGGUGGGGCCAGCAGGUUCCGGGAGCGGUCACUGUCUGUACCCACAGACACAGGCACCACGGAUGUGGACUAUGACGAGGAGCAGAAGGCCAGUGAAGCCUGUGCCCUGCCUUAUGCCAGUACAAGUUCUGAGGGCAGUAACAGUGCCGACAACAUUGCCUCCCUUAGCGCCCAACAGGAGGCCCAGCAAAGAAGGCAGAGGUCCAAGAGCAUCUCACUCAAGAAGGCCAAGAAGAAGCCUUCCCCUCCGACUCGCAGUGUCUCGCUGGUCAAAGAUGAACCAGUCCUCUUGCCAGACGGUGGGUCAGCGCUACCCAAGGACCAGAGGCCCAGGAGCCUUUGCCUCUCCUUGGAACACCAAGGACAUCACUCAUCCCACCCAGGUACUCAGGGUCACCCAGCUGUGCCAACCUUCAAAGACCCAGAAGGUACACAAUUCCCCCACCACUGGUAUCUUACUGACUGGAAGUCUGGUGACACCUACCAAUCCUUGUCCAGCUCCAGCACUGCCACUGGUACCACAGUCAUUGAGUGCACCCAAGUUCAGGGCAGCUCAGAGUCUCUUGCCUCCCCUUCCACCUCCAGAGCCACAACGCCUUCCCAGCUUUCCAUCGAGGUGGAGGCCAGGGAGGUAUCCUCCCCAGGAAGGCCCACUGGGCUGAUGUCACCCUCCAGUGGAUACUCCAGCCAGUCAGAGACACCAACACCCACUGUCUCCAUGUCCUUGACCCUGGGCCACUUUCCCCCUCCAAGUGGCAGUGUCCGGGUGCGUCCAGUGGUACCUGAGAGGAAGUCAUCACUGCCCCCAACAUCACCAGUGGAGAAAAUGUCCAAGUCACGGCUACCGUUUGACCUACCAUUGACCUCUUCAACCAACCUGGACCUGUCUGGGAUGAGUAUCUCCAUCCGAAGCAAAACCAAGGUGAGCCGGCAUCACUCGGAUACAAAUUUUGGGGCCAAGCUGACCCAGAAAACUAGCCCCAACCAGCCAAUCAUGCCCAUGGUUACUCAGUCUGACUUACGUUCUGUUCGCCUGAGGUCAGUCAGCAAGUCUGAACCGGAAGAUGAUAUUGAGAGCCCUGACUAUGCUGAGGAGUCAGGAGCUGAAGUCUUCACCUUGCCAGAGAGAAAGGCAAAACCUCCCAUAGCCGAGAAGCCCCCACUGGCCCGAAGGCCUCCAAGCUUGGUCCACAAGCCACCGUCUGUCCCCGAGGAGUACCCACUAACUUCGCCUACCUUGGCUAUGACCCCCAAGACCUCAAUUCAACAUAUGAGGCCACUCCCUCAAGAUAUAUACACCGUGGUGCGGAAACCAAAGUCCUCCAGCUUCCCUGAGGGCAGAACCCUGGGGGAGUCAACAGCACCCUCAUCUCUUGUUUUCACGCCUUUUUCCAGUUCCUCUGGUGCUUUCUUCUCAGGAACACAGCAACCUCCCCAGGGAAGUACGGAGUAUGAGGGCCCCAAGGGGAGAGCCCUACCUGAAAGAAUUAGCCUCCAGAGCCAAGAAGAAGCUGAGAAAAAGAAAGGCAAGAUUCCACCUCCUGUACCAAAAAAGCCCAGCGUGCUAUACCUGCCUCUCACCUCACCUACAACUCAAAUGGAGGCCUACACGGCUGAACCAAGGCUGCCUCUCAGCCCCAUCAUCACCCUGGAGGAAGAUGCCAAGUGUCUCCCAACUAGCGACCACCUGCCAUCGGCUGGUACAAGGACAACCUCCACGCCACAGGCUGACAGUGAAAGGGAGGCAAGCCCUCUGGGGAGCUCGAUGGAACCAAGAACCGAAGAAAAAAGUGUAAUCAGUGAUAAAACAGCCGAAUGGAUUGCGGAAGAUGAUGAUGAUGUGUUUGUGGCUUCACGAACAACUGAAGAUUUAUUUACUGUGAUCCACAGGUCCAAAAGAAAGCUGCUUGGCUGGAAGGAGUCUGGUGAGGCCUUUGCUGGUGGCAGCAGACCAACCUCCCACUCACCAAUAAGGAACACGGCUGAGUCUCCUAUCAGUGAGUUGGCUGCCUCUGCAGGGUCAAGCGGCAGUGCCAGCCUAGAUGCUGGCAGAAAUGAUGAUUUCAAGGCCUUGCUACAGAAGAAGGGAAGCAAGGCAACUCCAAGGUCCCGCCCCUCAGCAGCAGAACUGCUGAAGACCACUAACCCAUUGGCUCGGCGAAUUAUUGCACAAUUUUCAAAAGACUACGAACCCCCUGAUAACCCCAGUAGCUAA